Molecule: messenger RNA, 2863 nt
Organism: Archocentrus centrarchus (flier cichlid)
Lineage: Eukaryota; Metazoa; Chordata; Actinopteri; Cichliformes; Cichlidae
Gene: pan3
Product: poly(A) specific ribonuclease subunit PAN3
Exons: 18
Coding region: 277-2655 (792 amino acids)
Biological process (GO): nuclear-transcribed mRNA poly(A) tail shortening; mRNA processing
Cellular component (GO): PAN complex; P-body
Molecular function (GO): metal ion binding; poly(A) binding
Source: RefSeq, a predicted model, not a curated record
CAACAGGCUACUUUGCGAAGGCAGCUGCAUGGAUAGCGACGACAACAGCAACGGCGAUCAGGAUUUCGCAUGCGGUGAUAUUUCCUCAAACCAAAAUGCUCCUCAGCCUUAGAAUGUGAGUACUGUGGAGUCUUAAAUGUUUUCCGCCACCCGAAGUGACAUUAACACGCUCUUUUAAGUGGAAACUGUUUGAAAGCUAGCUGGCUAGCUCGCUAGCUUCCUGCGUCUCUCUAUGUUUGAGCGUCUUCCGGCAGCAGUGGCGGCAGCGGCAGUGCCAUGAACAGUGGACUCCCACCUUCAGCUGCUCCGCUCGGGGGUGCCGGGAUACCCAAUGUCAAGGUGAAGUUUUGCCGAUACUACGCAAAAGACAAAACCUGCUUUUAUGGAGAUGAGUGUCAGUUCCUGCAUGAAGAUCCGUCCAUGGCGAGCCUGCCGUUGCACGGCGGCGGCAGUCCCGUCCCGUUGUCCAUGGCCGGAGGUAGUGGGACGCCAGCGGGGUAUUCCCUUGGCGGCUCCGCGGCGGGCUGUCCAGGCGGUGGGGGCACCGGCGUGUCCAAGAAGAGCGAAACAUUGGGGCCUGCGGGCACCUCUCUGGAGGGGCAGCUGUUAACCAUCCCAGGGAUGGAGGGCGCAACCCUGAGUGAUGCCAAUCUUACCAACUCUUACUUCAGCAGCAGCUUUAUUGGGGUCAAUGGAUUUGGAAGUCCAGCAGAGCCUAAAUACUCAAUGAUGCAGCGAAUGACUACCAGCAGCAGCUCUCCCAGUCUCCUCAACGAUGGUGCCAAGAACUUCAGCCACAGCACUCACGAUCCAGUGAACUCCCCGACAUCCUCACUGUUCAGUGAUUUUGGUGCUCUUAGCAUUUCCCAAAGGAGAAAGACUCCUAACCCGGCAGCGAGUGAAUUCAUCCCUAAGGGAGCUCCUCGUAUGGCCACCGUGGCUCAGUCUGCUGUCCAGGCCUUCCCUUCACCGCUCUUUACACAUCCUGGUCUCAGUAGCUCCACUGCUGCUGCUCUGGCUCCAGGUAUGUCAUUGUCUGCGGGAUCUUCUCCUCUUCACUCGCCCAAAAUUACACCACACACCUCACCUGCUCCCCGUCGACGCAGUCACACCCCUAACCCUGCCAACUACAUGGUGCCCACCACCGCAUCUGACCAGGCCGCUCACAUUAUCCAGAAAGAGACUGUGGGGGGGACCACCUACUUUUACACAGACAACACCCCAGCACCAAUGGCUGGCAUGGUGUUUCCUACCUACCAUAUCUAUCCCCCCACUGCGCCACAUGUGGCUUACAUGCAGCCGAAAGCCAAUGCCCCAUCCUUCUUCAUGGCUGAUGAGCUCCGACAGGAGUUGAUAAACAGACACCUAAUAACCAUGGCCCAAAUUGACCACUCAGAGAAUCCAGAUGUACCAUCUGAGGUGGACAGCUACCACAGCCUGUUUCCUCUUGAGCCCCUUCCCCCACCAAACCGCAUGCAAAAAACCAGCAACUUCAGCUACAUCACCUCGUGCUACAAGGCAGUCAAUAGCAAAGAUGACCUACCGUACUGCCUGAGGAGGAUACACGGUUUCCGCCUUGUUAACACAAAGUGCAUGAUGCUGGUGGACAUGUGGAAGAAGAUUCAGCACUCAAACACUGUAACAUUGAGGGAGGUCUUCACCACCAAGGCCUUUGGAGACCACUCUUUGGUCUUCUCUUAUGACUUCCAUGCAGGUGCAGAAACCAUGUUCAGCAGACACUUUAAUGACCCAGCAGCAGAUUCGUACUUUACCAAAAGGAAGUGGGGACAACAUGAACCCCCCCCACCGCGGCAGCACGCAGGUCUGCUCCCAGAAUCCCUGAUCUGGGCAUACAUCGUCCAGCUCAGCUCGGCUCUGCGCACCAUCCACACUGCUGGCCUGGCCUGCCGUGUGAUGGACCCCAGCAAGAUUCUCAUUACUGGCAAGACCAGGUUACGGGUGAACUGUGUUGGGGUAUUUGAUGUCUUAACAUUUGACAACAGUCAGACCAAUCAUCUUGCCCUGAUGCCACAGUACCAGCAAGCAGAUCUCGUGUCACUGGGCAAGGUUGUGCUGGCUUUGGCAUGUAACUCCCUGGCUGGCAUUCAAAGGGAGAACUUGCAGAAGGCCAUGGAGCUGGUGUCUAUCAACUAUUCUUCAGACCUCAAGAACCUCAUUCUGUACUGCCUGACUGAACAGUCUCGCCUGCGCAGCGUCAAUGACAUUAUGCCGAUGAUUGGAGCCCGAUUCUACACACAACUGGAUGCAUCACAGAUGAGGAAUGAUGUCAUCGAGGAGGAUCUGGCCAAGGAGGUGCAAAAUGGUCGUCUCUUCCGCUUGUUGGCCAAACUGGGCACCAUAAAUGAACGGCCAGAGUUCCAAAAGGACCCAACGUGGUCAGAAACGGGCGACCGCUACCUGUUGAAGCUUUUCCGGGAUCAUCUGUUUCACCAGGUGACAGAAGCGGGGACGCCCUGGAUUGACCUCAGCCACAUCGUCUCCUGCCUCAACAAACUGGACGCGGGGGUACCUGAGAAGAUCAGCCUGGUGUCUCGGGAUGAGAAAAGCGUCCUGGUUGUCACCUACUCGGACCUGAAGCGCUGCUUUGACAGUACCUUCCAGGAGCUGCAGGCUGCUGCAUCCGGCUCUCUGUAGCACCUUCUUCAGGCCCAAUGGGUGGAGGUGCCGGGACCUGGAGCACACUAUUGCACUACAGUGGAGGACCAGGCUCAAGAGAUGACAUCAGCAUGGCAAAGACAGUGGGGCAGGGCUUCGUGAACCUCAGUCACAUACACUGACCCUGUCUACCAGGAAGGCUUUUCUAAAGUGUAAUUUGUUUUGUUUUUUAAGUUUUCUUAAACCC